UGUGACGUUUCCGGAAGUUUUUAGACAAACAUGGCGGAAGACGAGAAUCCAUUUGGCGACUUUGAACAAAUAGACUUUCUGAGAGACCGGCAUGUUAAAUAUUUCCAGAGAUGUUUACAAGUCUUACCGGAGAGAUACUCUUCCCUGGAGACCAGCAGGUUAACCAUUGUGUUUUUUGCACUUUCUGGCUUGGAUGUACUGGAUGCCUUGGAUAUUAUUGAUAAACCUGAUUUAAUAGAAUGGAUCUAUUCAUUACAAGUCCUUCCUACUGAAGACAAAUCGAAUUUGGAUAGAUGUGGAUUCCGAGGGUCUUUGCAUUUGGGAGUUCCAUACAACCCAUCGAAGGGCCCAGGUAUAUCUCAUCCAUAUGACAGUGGUCAUGUUGCAAUGACCUACACAGGUCUGGCCUGCUUGAUUAUCCUGGGAGAUGAUCUGAGCCGGGUGAAUAAAGAGGCCUGUUUAGCGGGUCUGAAGGCGCUCCAGCUGGAGGAUGGCAGUUUCUAUGCUGUUCCAGAAGGGAGUGAAAAUGACAUGAGGUUUGUGUACUGUGCUGCAUGUAUCUGCUACAUGCUAAAUGACUGGUCUGGUAUGGACGUCAAGAAAGUCAUCGACUACAUCAGAAGAAGUAUGUCAUACGACAAUGGUGUGGCCCAGGGAGCAGGACAGGAGUCACAUGGUGGAUCUACAUUCUGUGCCAUUGCCACUCUUUGUCUCAUGGGUAAACUGCAGGAGAUCUUCACAGAAAAGGAGCUAAACCGAAUAAGGAGAUGGUGUAUUAUGAGACAGCAAAAUGGUUUUCAUGGACGACCUAACAAACCUGUAGAUACAUGUUAUUCCUUCUGGGUUGGAGCCACACUUGAGCUUCUUGAUGUUUUCCAGUACACUAACUUUGAAAAGAACCGCAGCUAUAUAUUGUCAACUCAGGACCGUCUAGUGGGUGGAUUUGCCAAAUGGCCUGAUAGUCACCCAGAUGCACUGCACGCUUACUUUGGGAUCUGUGGUCUGUCAUUGAUUGGGGAAUCUAACCUUCGCAAAGUCCACCCUGCACUGAAUGUGAGCAUAAGAGCUUUUGAACACCUGAAGCACCUGCAUCAGACGUGGAAAGAAAAGAGCAACAGACCCCAUACAGAGUCUGAGUCCAUCUGUACAUGAGACCUUUGCACUCCAAUAGGAAAUAUCGAGCAACUAUUUUAAAAAGCCAUGUGCAAUUAAGGGUGCAGUAAAGCAGUGCUGGAUUUGUAUGUACCAAAUCAAUUAUUGUCAACAUUCUUAGCAAUAUCCCAAGACUUAGUGGGUAGCAUGUUGAACACUUACUUGUGAUUGAACUUAAUGGAGUGAUAAAUAAAUAAUAGAGCCUGAGAUUUUUAAUUAUUGAAAGCAGACUGAAGGAAUGGGCUUUCCAUGGCCUGCCAGAUGAACAGCUAGUGUUAGGUUAGCAACAAGGAGGCUUGAAUUCUUUUGUUCUUUCAGAAGUCAGAGUCCAUUAAUGAAAGCUAAUCAGUCUUUGGUACCUUGUGUCUCCUAUAUGUCCUGUUAAAUGUUCGGACAGUUUUAUUUAAGUCAAUUUUAAGACUUUUGACUUUCAUAAACAUUUUUUUCUUUAUUUCAAAUGCUCAGAAAAACUUUGCUUUACCAAUUUAAGUUUCUACAAUGAGGGAAAAGGGGAGAAAUCCUAGACAAGACAUAAUCCUAAAAUAUUCACUCUUAAAUUUCUGGAAGGAAUUAGGGGAAUACCAAAAAGCUUUUAAUGUGACAGUUUUUUUUAUUAAAAGCCCAGCUUUAAAAGACAAUAUGACAGCUUAUGUUAUACAAAGAUUCAUGUAUUGCACUGCGUGCAGAAAUGAAAGGCAUGCUACCCACAGAAAAUCACAAGGGUUAGUUUAGUUGCUCUUAGGUUUCUUUGCUACUAAGACACGUGAAUGUUUGCUCUAAGUAGUGGUAUACAUAACAAGCACUGUUUGAACAACACGUAUUCAAUGUUGAGCCUUCAAUGUAAAGUUCUUUAUACUAAUUUUUCUAAAUGAGUUUUCAAAAUAUUCUGUUUAUAGAAUAAAACUCUACAUGUAUACAAAUAUUUUAUUGUUCUUCAUUAAAACUCUUCAGUAUCCAGUGACCCUAGAACAGGAUUGGUUUAAAAGCAUCUUAAUUCACAUCAUUAUUCAGAUUAAUAUUUCAUAUAAGCAGCUUUUCACUUUAGAUUUUACAUUACAUUUUUCAUUGCUUUUCAUUUUUUGUUAUAAAUGUGGAGGUCUCUGUAAACCAAACAUUUUAAAUUAAUUACUUUAAAAGCUUGAAGGUGGGUAUCUCUUUAAUUUGAUAUGAUGCCUUUAACUAACCUCUUUUAAUAUUUUUCUAUAUUGUUUCAAUCUAUGAAAUACUGAAGUGAUCUCAUAUCAUUUUCUUCACAUCUGCUAUUCCUUUGUACUCUUCCUCAUACACUUAUUAAUAUGGAAGGGGCAUAAUUAUUCAAUCUAUUUUCAGUCACAUUUUCUGAACUGACUGGUUUGCAGGAAUCUUAAUUAACCGGGGUUGUGUUACUAGCUUUUACCACAUGUAAAACACAUUUCUGAUGAAAGGGUCAUACACCUUGGAUAAUUAACAUGGUUAAAUGUAAAGCUACUUUACACUUUUGUGAUUUAAAUUUAUUAUUUUAAUUUCUGUGCCUUUAAAAAGUAUUUGGAAAAGGAGUGAGCCUAGUUUCAUUUCAAAAGUUGGAGACAAGGGACAAGAUUCUGUAAUUUAUUCAGUGUUAAAAUGAAUGAGUUGCAAUAUGAAAAUUGUUUGGGACUCUUCUUUACUUAUCUCUUCACAUAUAAUUGAUUGUAUUUCUGAAUUUAGUUUUAAACUGCUUUCAUCUAAAUUUUGACAUACAAAGGUAUUUUAUUAAACCUUAAUUUACCAUUUAACAUUGUUGCUUUUUUUCAUCCCCUAGGUCAUAAAAGCUGAAUUCCAUUGGUAGUUUUUGAAAAUCUUAUUUAUUUGAUGGUUAGUUUUAGAUGAGAUUGGAAUAUCCGCAUUUUAAGCUUUAGUUGAUGCUAAAAAUGAAAGGGUCAUUCUCACUGGAGACUUUUAUUAUUUUUGUGUAAGAUCUUAUAUGGUGGUCUCAAUAAACAAAGCCUCACUUUACACAAUGUCAUUAAAAUAUGAAAGGUAAGAGUAUUUCCAUUUCAAUAUUCUGAGCUAAUCAAAGAUACACUUUCUCCCCCUGUUCAGUUACCUGUCUAAAUCUCAUGUUUUGUGCCUCAUUCCUUUUGGCUUGGUCUCCUAUGUACUGUAAUUGCCAAUCACUCUCAAUUAUUCGUUGUGAGGACUUAAAUUACUAUGGAAACGCUUUAUUUAACAAGGUAAUGUGUGCAGCAAAGUGGUGCUUUCCAGGAAUAAAAAUAAUCCACAGAUUUGUCCAAGAUGUGUUAUAUUAAGCAUUAACAUUUUAUGUUCAGCAUGCGUAGGCUGCAAAGGAACAAGUAAUAGGUUUAUUCCAUGCUGAAAAAAAGAAGAAACACAACGUUUCGGCCAUGGAGCCUUCUUCAGGUGUGAACAUUUUAUGUUGUUGAGUUUCCCCAGGCACCAAAACCAGAAUUCCCCUUCAAAGCCGCAGGUGUUAGAACAGUAGUAAGAUUAUGAGUGAGAGGACCUUGUUUGGUUGCUAGUAUUUGGUUGUUGAGGAUCUCAUCCAGACUGUUAUUGAAGGGAGAAGGUAUAUGUUCCCAUUCAAUAAAAUGUCUGGAAAGCAUGUUCCAGAUUCAAAAAAUGUGCUUCCUAUUCUCAGUUUUUAAUUGUUUUGCCAUUCUAAGGAUGGUCAUUGGAUUGUCUUCUCUGACCAAAACCAAGACCAAAAUUAAACCUGUUCUUAUAGUCCGGCAUAGAUGAACAUUUCUUUGAGGACCAGGUUGUAUCUGGUCACACUUCUCUGGAGACUCCAUUGCAGCAAUAUCUUUUUUGUUACGUGGUGAUGCCACUUUCUAAACAAGGUCAAAAUAUAAAUUCUCAAACAAGAAUGGUAACAGAGUGAAAGAAAAAAUUAACUAUGAAAAAUAAACUAGAUGAGAUCAUUUUUAUAAUAGUGUAAUUCAGAAGUGUUUUAUGCUUAGGAAGCUGUCUCCUGUCUUGCUGCUUAAAGUAGUUUUACAAUAAGGAUAUCUAGUGUACACGGAGAUGGUCCGUUUCCACCUUUUUGUCUCAAGCUUUAGCUCCUUCUUUCAAGUAAAUUUGUCUUAUUUUAAAAUUUAACUUCAUUUAUCUGCAAAGAACUGCAGAGUUACAUGUGUUAUUAGAGAGGUUUUAGCAACUACUAGCUACCUUUUAAUACUUUUAUGAAAGUGCUUCUUCGCAUUUUUUCCUUAUGCCAAGCAAUGACACUGUUAAAAUAACAAAAUUG
This is a messenger RNA of Lepisosteus oculatus (spotted gar), 4378 nucleotides long. It is a transcript of the gene pggt1b, whose product is annotated as protein geranylgeranyltransferase type I, beta subunit. Gene Ontology annotation, molecular function: CAAX-protein geranylgeranyltransferase activity. Lineage: Eukaryota; Metazoa; Chordata; Actinopteri; Semionotiformes; Lepisosteidae. The record is from RefSeq and is a predicted model, not a curated record. Gene Ontology annotation, cellular component: CAAX-protein geranylgeranyltransferase complex. Gene Ontology annotation, biological process: protein geranylgeranylation.